AUGGUGAAUCGUCAACGGAGUCCUGUUAAACCAGGGUGGGAUGCACAGACGGCUGUUCAAGAAGUCAAUGAAGCGACUCCCUUGUUUCCUGAACCGACCUCAACAUACGAGACAGUCAAUGGUGCUUCGCAAGAUCCUGAGCGGGGAGAUGAGUCCGCAAAGGACCUCUCAACGCCGACACGAUCGUUGAUGACGACUAUUUCCAUCUUGCUGAUCGGUGUCUUCAUCUCCCAAGCGGAUACGUCGCUAGUACUAGCCACCUACAGCAAGAUCUCGUCAGAAUUCCAUGACCUCGAAAGCGGCUCGUGGCUGCUUUCAAGCUACAUGCUAGCCAUGUGCAUAUCCCAGCCGCUUUUUGGGAAAUUGAGCGAUAUCUUCGGGCGGAAGUCGUGUUUGCAGGUAGCAUACAUCCUCUUCGCGAUCGGAACUCUUGGCUCUGGACUGGGCAGAUCAAUGACUCAGAUCAUUGCUGCUCGUACGAUCCAGGGUGCUGGAGGCGCUGGUAUGGUGUGCAUGGUGUCGAUCCUUUUGACAGACCUGCUGCCCUUUCAUGAAGUCGCGCUGUACCGGAGUUAUGUAAACGUGGUGCAGACAGUAGGAAGAAGCUGUGGCGGCGUAAUUGGAGGGUUUCUUGCUUCCACGAUUGGCUGGCGCUGGGCCUUCUUGGCACAAGUUCCUCCAGUCAUCCUUUCGAUUGCUUUGGUCCAGUGGAAGUUGGAGGUUCCCCAGAAGUCUCUCAAACCCGGGCACUGCGAAUCCACUCGCGACAAGUUAGGACGUAUCGACUUUGUCGGAGCAGUGUGCAUGAGCAUAACGAUCUUCACUGCGCUAUUCGUGCUGGAUACUGGCGGCCAAAAAUAUGCCUGGAACCACCCCGUCGUUGUCACAUCAGCUUGUGUUGCUGUUGUCGGCGCUGGGACAUUUGUCUUGUACGAGCGCUUCUUGGCGAAGGAGCCAAUAUUUCCAGUCCAGCUACUCACCCGCUACGUUGUUGUCACGUCUUACGGAAUCCUUCUCCUGCAGAACUUUUCUCAGACCGCACUGAUGUUCAUCAUCCCAAUCUACUUCCAAGUUACCAACAAUGCAUCGACGGGCGAAGUAGGAGCCUACCUCAUACCCUCUGUGAUUGGCAACACAAUCGGUGGUCUCUUGACGGGGGCAUGGAUCAAGCGGACCGGGAGCUACAGAGUUCCUACGAUAUUAGCGAGCGCCAGCUCGGCCUUGUCUUUCACUCUCUUGCUGCUCUUCUGGCGAGGGCACACCACUGUUUGGGGAUCCCUCUUGAUAUUCCCCGCCGGUCUUGCAACAGGCAUGGCUCAUUCGGCCGUCUUCGUUGGAUUGACAUCCGCAGUGGCGGAGGACGAGGUGGCUAUUGCUGGCUCCGGGCUGUACCUGAGUGGCAACGUAGGAGGUGUUACGGGCGUCAGCGGGGCUGCUGCAGCCUUUCAAAUCGUUUUGCAGAUGGGCUUGAAUCAUGCCCUGGAGGGAAGAAGUGAUGCAUCUGAAAUAGUCGACAAGGCUACAUCCGAUAUCGCCUACAUUCAGCAUGUGGGUGGCGGUCUUCGCGAGCUGCUGAUGCCGGCAUAUAUACACGCCACACAGCAAGUUUUCGUGCUUGGGCUAGUCGCCUCUGUCAUCGCAUUCUCCAUUGCACUUAUCACGAAGGAGAGGAAUUUGCUAAGAGCAAACCUAGCCGAGUAG
This is a messenger RNA of Alternaria rosae, 1701 nucleotides long. Its product is annotated as putative major facilitator superfamily transporter. Gene Ontology annotation, cellular component: fungal-type vacuole membrane. The record is from RefSeq and is a predicted model, not a curated record. Gene Ontology annotation, biological process: transmembrane transport; basic amino acid transport. Gene Ontology annotation, molecular function: basic amino acid transmembrane transporter activity. NCBI's taxonomy places the organism in Eukaryota, Fungi, Ascomycota, Dothideomycetes, Pleosporales, Pleosporaceae. The transcript is spliced from 7 exons. The coding region runs from base 1 to 1701 and encodes 566 amino acids.